GUGUGUACUCCAUGGGAGGGAACGGCAGAACAUGCCACUCGGCUCCCAUCGCUCACAUACGCACAGCGUGCAGAUGUAACGCGGCUCUUGUGAAUAAUGCACACCAUCCAUGGACUAUGCCACUUCUGCAUCGAGCGAAAUCUGCCCAAGGUUACCAUCCACAGAGGGAAAGAUGGCUAUGGCUUUACGAUCUGCUCUGACUCUCCUGUGCGGGUCCAAGCCGUGGAUCCAGGGGGUCCGGCUCACCAGGCAGGCCUGCAGCACAUGGAUACUCUACUGCAGCUCAAUGGCCAGCCUGUGGAGCACUGGAAAUGUGUGGACCUUGCACAUGCCAUCAGGAGCUGCCGCAGUGACAUCACAAUGGUAGUGUGGAGAACCCUGCCUGUCAUGAAGCCUUACUUCGAGGGCCUCAUCCACCAGCCCUCCUACAAGACCUCCAAUUACGACACAGUGGUCUCCCCCAUGGCCAAGAAGCCAGAGAAGACUCCCCCUCUGCUGUCCAACCCGCUCAAGAGGAGCGGGCGCAAGAAGAAGUCGGGUGGCUCGGACGGGGACGCCAGGGGGUCGACGGGGGGCUUGCUGGACGGAGCCUGGCCCUGGAGGGACAAGCGAGAGGAUAAUAACGACUACAAGGGACGAACGACGACUCUGAAAGGGACGCGCGUGACCUCAUCAAACGGGGACAACUACAUCAUCCUCUCGCCCGUCCAGCCAGGAAACCAGCAGAUACUGCAGUCUGUGUACACCGACAACAACGGCACCAUCGGAACGCUCGGGCGGAUCUACCAGACGCACCCCAGCCGCGGAGUGCACCAGGCGGGGCCGUUUCUCCAGGACCCUACCACCCUGGCCCGGAACUCCCUCCGCCGCUCCAUCAACAGCAAGACCAUCCCUCCGCCAUCGUCCUCCUACAGACACAGCUACGCCAACUACCAGAACUGCACCAUCGUGCAGUCUCACCUGCCCCACUCCAGCUAUGGCACCUACGUGGCACUCACCCCAAAGAUCCUCAUCUUUCCCGUUCAUGUGCAGCCUCUCGACCUGUGUAGUCCCGAUCACACCUUACUUCUUUCAGAGGAGAUGAUCCUUCACGACAGCUCACACCUCUCCAUGAAGGCUACUGUGUUUAUCUACACUGACCUGAUGCUGUUGACCCGUGAGGAUGAACCGGGCCGCUGCAACGUGCUCCAGAGCCCCCUCUACCUGCACCAUCUGAAACUGCAGGAUGUUCCUGCCGAUAAGAUGAGACUCUACAUCACCUACAAGACAGAGAAGGGGGAGAGCCUGAUUAGCCUUGAGGCGUUCUCCGCCGAGCAGAAGAGGAGAGUCCUCCAGUGCCUCCGAGAGAACAUCAACAAACAACUGCAGCUACGCGACACCAGACUCAGCCACGAGCAGCUGCUACAGCCCCACCCGGUGGACAUCAAGGGCGACUGCAGCCCGGUGGGCCUCCUCCCCUUCGUGCCCGGCCCCCACCCCUCCGACAUCUCCUCCGCCCCGUACUUCACCUCCUCCUCCUCCGUCUCCUCUUCCGUCUCCUCCGUCUCCUCCUCCUCACACCCUCGCUCGCCCAGGAUGGACCGGGCACGGGCCGAGCGCGGCCACCUCCUCUACCCCAAGACGCGCUCGCCGCUGGUGGAGAGCUCGGAUCACCGGGUGCCGGCCAUCCCACCUCUGCCGCCUCUACCCUCCCUGUCCCUCACCCCUCAGAGGGUGGAGAGGCCGGCGGCAGCUGUACCACUGUCAUCAGGAGGCCAGGCUGGAGGAGGAGGAGGAGACGCGGAUGUCUGGAAGAGGAAAGUGGACGUGGUGGAUACCUCAGCAGGCAUGGAGGCCACACUGCAGGCAAGACAGGUGGGUGAGAGGGGUAUGGAGGAGAGGCUCCAGGCCCAGCAGGAGAGCCAUCAUCAUCAGCAGCAUCAUCAUCAUCAUCAGCCGCAGCAGCUGGAGCACCAGUCCCAGGAGCAGCAUCAGCAGCGUGAGCAGGGCGAGGGGGAGAGCGCCUCAGAGACGGUGAGCGUGUGUGCCAGGCCCACCUCUUCCACCACCUCCUCCUCUUCCUCGCCCCUGAUGGCCCCCAAGCUCAGCCUGGUGCGCUCCUUCAGCACUGAGCCCGUCACCUCCCCCUCUACCGACGACGAAGAAGAAGAGGACGACGAUGAUGACGACGACGACGAUGAUGAGGAGGAGGAGGAGGAUAGUGGCGACGACGGUUACCUGACCAAGAGGCGCAGCGUGCUGGGGGCGUCUCCUGUGGCGACUCACCACGGCGACUGCGACGGCGGCGACGAGCAGUUGGCGGCCAUGAUGUCCAUGCCCCUCCCCCUACACCGCCGCACGCACAGCGAGGGCAGCCUGCUGCAGGAGCCGCGCUCCCCGCGCUUCAUCUCCAAGCCAGCCUUCAUCUCCGACCCGGGCUUCAUCCUGGCCUCCGACCACGCCCUCCAGUGUGGUGGCGCCGCCCACCACCACCACCACAGGCCCGUCUGGGCCCCGCCCUCCCCUAACACCAUGAGGAAGCAGCUGACGUGUGGCAGUAGCGGUCUGGGGGCCGCACACAUCUGCAUGCUGCUCACGGGCAGACGACAGGUGUGCACGGAGGCCAACUGCAGGUGUGAUGUGGGCCGGGGAGGCCUGAGGAAGAAGUCCAAGAGCCUGGCCAGGGACAUGAAGAGCAAGCUGACUUUUGGCCGCAAGAAGAAGGAGCAGCGCGGACGCAGCCGACUGAGGAAGAUGGAGAAGACCCUCCGCACCGCUCGGCCUGACCCAGAAGAGGCACUACAGUGGGGGGAAUCCUUUGAGCAGCUGCUGUCCCACAAAUAUGGAGUGGCUGUGUUCCGUGCCUUUCUGCAAACGGAGUUCAGCGAGGAGAACCUGGACUUCUGGCUCUCCUGCGAGGACUUCAAGCAGCUCAAGUCCCACACUAAGAUGACCUCCAGAGCCAAGAAGAUCUUCGCCGAACACGUCUCCAUUCAGGCCACCAGAGAGGUCAACCUGGACUCAUACACCAGAGAACAGACCCGCGAGAACCUGGAGAGCGUGAGCCUGUCGUGUUUCGAGCUGGCGCAGUGUCGCAUCUACGGCCUGAUGGAGCGGGACUCCUACCCCCGCUUCCUGCGCUCUGACCUCUACCUGGAACUGACCAAUCAGAAGAGGCCCAGCUCCAUGCCUGACCUAUCCUGAGCAGCCGCCUCCACCCCCACAACAACAAAAAAGGAAUAAACAAAAUCAGUAACUGCA
Molecule: messenger RNA, 3240 nt
Organism: Engraulis encrasicolus (European anchovy)
Lineage: Eukaryota; Metazoa; Chordata; Actinopteri; Clupeiformes; Engraulidae
Product: regulator of G-protein signaling 3-like
Exons: 17
Coding region: 97-3183 (1028 amino acids)
Cellular component (GO): plasma membrane; nucleus
Molecular function (GO): protein binding
Source: RefSeq, a predicted model, not a curated record